Messenger RNA from Endocarpon pusillum Z07020, 1479 nucleotides. RefSeq lists its product as uncharacterized. Gene Ontology annotation, molecular function: FAD binding; monooxygenase activity. The transcript is spliced from 5 exons. The record is from RefSeq and is a predicted model, not a curated record. Lineage: Eukaryota; Fungi; Ascomycota; Eurotiomycetes; Verrucariales; Verrucariaceae. Bases 1 to 1479 code for a protein of 492 amino acids. Gene Ontology annotation, biological process: secondary metabolite biosynthetic process.
AUGGGAUCACUGCCAUUGUCAACAGACUCAAAGCCUCUUGGAUCAUAUCCAAGCAGCGGCAUCAAUGUCCUGAUCGUCGGUACUGGUCUCGCCGGCCUGACGGCCGCGAUAGAAUGCACUCGCAAAGGCCAUAGUGUCCAAGUCCUGGAGAGGAAUGCCAGCAUCAACACAGCGGGUGAUAUGUACUUCAUGGGACUCAGCGCUACCAGGUUCAUGAAACACUGGCCGGAGCUGGCCCAGGAAUAUGACGAGAUCUCUCUGCACAAUGCAUGGAUUGAGACAUUCAAGCACGACGGAGAGCAGAUGAUCAAGCCUCUGAAGGUAGCAGUGAGAUUGAAGGCGGCCGGUCUCGAUCCCAACACCCCUCCGGGCACCUUUCAAAUGCGACCGCUUGUCUACAGAAUGUUUGUACGACAAGUCGAGAGGCUCGGCGUCAACAUUGAGUUUGGUGCCCGGGUCAUCGACUACUUUGAAAAUGAAAAGACCGGGAAGGGAGGUGUCACUACGGAGGACGGCAGGCGCUUCGAAGCCGACAUUGUCAUCGCUGCCGACGGCGUUGGAUCUAAAUCGCAAAAACUCGUUGGAGGUCAAGUCCGCGCCCAGAAGUCGGGCAGAGCUAUGUGGCGGGCGGCUUUCCCAAGAACGGAACUCGACAAGAAUCCCGAGGUGAAAGCAUUCUUUGGUUUGGCCAAUGGGGGCAAAGAUCCCAUUGUGCGAACUUGGCUUGGACCUUCAACUUAUGCACUAACCUUGACCCGUCCGGACUUGAUGGUCUGGAUUGUGAACCACGAUGCGACGGGAAGCGAGUCAGAGUCGUGGAAUAACACCAUCGAAGCCGACGAAGUGCUGGAAGGUCUAGACCAAGUUCCAGGACCUAACAAGUGGGCACCAAUUUUCAAGGAGCUUGUCAAAUGCACGCCGCCCAAGACGAUCCUGAACUUUGAACUUCUCUGGAGAAAUCCCCAACCGAGCUGGACCUCACCUCUUUCGCGCGUUGUGCAGAUUGGUGACAGCGCCCAUUCAUACCUGCCUGCAUCCAGUAAUGGUGCCACCCAGGCCAUUGAGGACGCGGUAUCUCUGGCUACGUGUCUGCAAAUAGGAGGCAAAGAGAAUAUUGCAGAGUCUGUUCGCGCUCACAUCAGGAUGCGAUUUGUUCGCAACGCAUGUGCUCAAAAGCUGGGCUUUUCCAAUGCCGAGCUGCUCCAAGAUACGAAAUGGGACAAGGUCAAGAUGGAUCCGCGCCGGGCCAAUCCAAGUCUGCCCAAGUGGAUCUAUAGCCACAACCCGGAAGAGUAUGCAUACGACAACUACCACAAAGCGGUGGAAUCCGUGAAGAUGGGAAUCUCUCUGGAAGACGAUGACCGCCUACCUCCCAACUAUCCACCCGGCUACAGGUACCAGCCGUGGAAUAUCGAGAAGAUCAUGGAUGACAUGAGGGCAGGCAGACCAUUUGAGUUGGGUCCUGGUGACUGGUCUUAG